AUGCGGCACAGAGCGCAAGAGAACGGCGACAGACUGCAUAUUUACUCGGAAAAAACCACAAGACGGAUGACAAUGCUUAACGACACUACUGUCUUCUCUGAGGAGGAAUUGCGACCUCUCACAGACACUGCCUGCACAGUUAUUGGGGUAUAUCUGACUUUAACAGCAAUAGGAGCCCUGUUUGGAAACAUCGUCUGCCUGGCCACAUGCAAGAAGAGCCAGAAGUUUUCCCGGAAGCUCCACGCGCAUCUCAUUACGCAUCUAGCCAUUGCCGGGAUAGCAUUAACAGCAUCCGGUCACGUGAUGUUCACCGUCUCAGCGUUUGCCGGCACAUGGGUGUUUGGCGACUACGGGUGUGUCCUUGCCGCCUUUCUCUGCUACUUUUUCGCUCUCGUCUGCUCCAACAUCCACGUAGCCAUCAGUGUGUACAGAUAUAUUGAAGUCUGCAAGCCACACCUUAGAUAUUUCUUGGAUCCUCGUCAGUCACCAGGGAUACGGUGCUUUGCUUUGGCGGCGUCUUGGUUGUACGCCCUCUUUUGGACUUCACUGCCGCUAUUCGGCUGGUCCAAAUACACCUAUGAAAGUUUUGGUGUAUCAUGCAGUCUUAACUGGGAAAGUCGAGACCUGAUUGACGUGACUUACAUAUACUCGUCCUUCUUCUUCAGCUUUGCUAUUCACAUAAUUGUGAUUGUAUUUUGUUAUAUAAAGAGAAAUGUGGCUUUCCCGUCCAAAUGCUGA
Messenger RNA from Lingula anatina, 738 nucleotides. RefSeq names its product visual pigment-like receptor peropsin. Gene Ontology annotation, molecular function: G protein-coupled receptor activity. The record is from RefSeq and is a predicted model, not a curated record. Gene Ontology annotation, biological process: G protein-coupled receptor signaling pathway. Gene Ontology annotation, cellular component: membrane. Lineage: Eukaryota; Metazoa; Brachiopoda; Lingulata; Lingulida; Lingulidae.